Molecule: messenger RNA, 1551 nt
Organism: Cetraspora pellucida
Lineage: Eukaryota; Fungi; Glomeromycota; Glomeromycetes; Diversisporales; Gigasporaceae
Source: the annotation of a GenBank genome assembly
AUGAUCUUUAAAUCUAAAUAUCCAGAUAUAAAAAUUCCUCAAGUCGGAAUUUAUCAAUAUGUGACUAGUAAUCCAAAUAAAAUUCCAGAUGAUAAGAUUAUUUACGUGGACGGGAUUACUGGUAAAAGCUACACCUUUGGCGAAUUUAAACAUGAAUCGAAAAAGUUUGCUACUGGAUUACAAGAUAAUUUAGGAUUCAAACGUGGGGAUGUUUUAGCGAUAUUUUCUUCUAAUCAAGUUGAUUAUCCUAUUAUACUCUUUGGAGCGAUUGCAGCCGGAGGCAAAGUAACGAUGACUAAUCCAAAAUUCAAAACAAUAGAGGAAUUAUCUUACCUGUUAACCGAUUCAGGUGCAUCAGUUCUAGUCGUGCAUCCAGAAUUUUUUGAAGCCGUUAUCGAAGCUUCAAUCAAUGCGAAAAUUCCCACCUCCAGGGUAUUAUUGUUUGAUGAUCAAGAAAUAAAUGGAUAUAAACCUUAUCGCUCUAUUAUGAUUUGUGAUCAUGAAAUUGAGCCGAUUAAUUAUACUCCUGAAGAAGCAAAAUCAACGACUGCUUAUAUAAUUUACAGUUCUGGAACAACCGGAAAGCCAAAAGGUGUCGAACGUACUCACACAAACAUAGCUGCUAUUUUAACUCAAUUAACUGUUGUAGAUGGUAAACUUGGACCACAUAGUACAACUAUGGGAGUUACACAAUUUUGUCACGCUUAUGCGCUCAUUUAUAUUCUUCAUGAGCCUUUAAUUCAUGGUGCUACUACAAUCAUUCAUUCAAACUUCAAUAUGGAAACGUUUUGUGAAUCAAUUCAAAAAUAUAAAAUUACCCGCAUUUAUGCUACUGUACAAACUAUAUUUGAACUUGUCAAUGAUCCAUUGACUCAAAAUUUUGAUUUAUCAAGUGUGAAUAGGAUUAUAAGCACGGCAUCUCAAUUAAAUGAUAAAUUAGAAAGAAAAUUUUAUGAAAUGUUUAAAAUACCGAUUCUUCAAGCUUAUGGUCUUACUGAAAUGUGUACAGUACUACGUAAUCCUGAUACAAUGAAGAAUGCAGUUCCAGAUUCUAGUUGGAUUCUUCUUCCAAAUAUGAAGGCUAAAAUAUUAUCAGAAGAUGGUCGUGAAUUGGGAUACAAUGAACUUGGAGAAUUGUGUGUUCACGGUCCAACUACUAUGAAGGGUUAUCUCAAUAAUAAAAAAGCCACAGAUGCAGUUUUCGACAAAGACAGAUUUUGCAAAACAGGAGAUAUUGUGAUACCUUCCGAACUGGAAUCUAUUCUACUAACUCAUGAUGCUGUAAUAGAUGCAAUAGUAUUGGGAUAUUAUUCUGAAGAAGAAGCAACUGAAAUUCCUAUAGCAUAUGUCGUAAUUAAAAACGGGUAUGAGCAGUCCCAAUCUUUAGUAAGAGAAAUUCAAUUUUUUGUAGAUGAAAAGGUUGAGCCGCAUAAAAAAUUAAGAGGUGGCAUAUUACUUAUUGAUAAAAUUCCAAAAAGUGAGACUGGUAAAAUUUUAAGAAUACAUUUGAAGGAGAAAUUAAAGAAUGAUAAAAGAAUUAAAAUGAAUUAG